AUGAGGCUUAACCCGUAUAAGUGUGCCUUCGCAGUGCAAGCCGGCAAGUUCCUGGGAUUCAUGUUAACCAGCCGAGGAAUUCAAGCUAACCCUGAAAAAUGUGAAGCCAUUCUCACAAUGCGUAGUCCUGCCAGCCUAAAAAAGGAGCUAAAAACCUUCCUAGCAGCCCCCUCCACCCUUUCAAGACCAGAGCCUAGAGAGGAACUUUCACUCUACCUCUCCGUCACCGCUAAUGCCCUUAGUGCAGUACUGGUCAGGGAGGAAGGAAGCAGAGCUGGGAUCAUCUUAGAAGGACCCAGCAGGUUGAUACUCGAACAGUCACUUCGCUUCAACUUCAAAGCAACCAACAACCAAGCAGAGUAUGAGGCCCUUAUAGCCGGAUUAAGCCCGGCAAAGGAAAUCGGGGCAUCUCGAUUAAUCGCUAAAAGCGAUUCCCAACUGGUGACCAAUCAAGUCAAGGGCGAAUUCCAGACAAAAGAGCCACAGCUUGGCCGAUACCUCCACAAGGUUAGAACCCUGGGUAAAUCUUUCGACUAUUUUCAAAUUGAAUAUAUCCCUAGAGAACAAAACGCCCGAGCAAAUCUGCUCUCAAAACUUGCUAGCACCAAGAAACCUGGAAACAACCAGUCAGUCAUACAGAAAGCCUUGGAUUUACCCACCGUCGAUCUUCCUAACAUACAAAUAGUAGAGGCGGCGCCGAAAUUCUGGGGAACCCUAUCAUCUGAUUCCUACAAAAUGGGACGCUCCCUGCUAACGCUGAAAGAAGCCAAGAAACUCAGAAGAACAGCUUGCUACUUUACCUUACUCAAGAACCAACUAUACCGAAGAGGUUACUCCAUGCCACUUCUCAAAUGUGUCAACCUCGACUAG
Molecule: messenger RNA, 870 nt
Organism: Diospyros lotus (date-plum)
Lineage: Eukaryota; Viridiplantae; Streptophyta; Magnoliopsida; Ericales; Ebenaceae
Exons: 3
Coding region: 1-870 (289 amino acids)
Molecular function (GO): RNA-DNA hybrid ribonuclease activity; nucleic acid binding
Source: RefSeq, a predicted model, not a curated record